UAUACUGCAUAUUGUGAGAGGCGGGACUUCCCUUCGUUCACGGAUAGAAGUUUAGGUGAGAACGCAGAAGGGCUUCGUUACUGUAUCAACUAUUGGUAGGCCUAUCACCGGUUUAAGCCUCGGUACAGCAGCACAACUACUAGGAUACAAUGACGCCGCGAGGGACAUAGUAGCCCAUAUCGGCGAUGCUAACCUGAAAGGUCUUGUGCAACUCCACCCUGUGAACAUGUCUGAUGUCAACAAGACUAUCCAGAAAUGGCACGCGAGUUUCAGAAAGGGCACGGACUUUGAUUCGUGGGGACAAUUAGUAGAGGCGAUAGAUGAGUACCAAAUACUCGCAAGGCAGCUGCAGAAAGAGGUCCAGUCAACAAACCCAUCUGACUUCACAGAGGACCAGAAGAAAACAUUAGGGAAGUUUGCAACAUGCCUGGAGAUGAGAAGCGCUGCCUUGCAGUGCACACAGUCUCAGGAGGAGUUCAAGUUGGAAGAUCUGAAGAAAUUGGAACUUAUUAUCAAGAAUAUUCUGACAUAUAACAAAGAUUUUCCUUUUGAUGUGCAGCCAGUGCCCUUGAGGAGAAUCCUUGCCCCAGGGGAGGAGGAAAACUUGGAGGUGGAAGAAGAGGAGGAGGAUGCUACAGGAGCAGGCUCCCCAGAAUCCUCUCCCAACAGAGUGCCAGCGUUCACCAAAAUGGGUACAUUGUUGCCACGGUUACCCUCAGAGCCCGGGAUGUCGCUGCUCACGAUAAAGAUUGACAAGAUUGGGCUGAAAGAUGCAGGGCAAUGCAUUGAUCCCUACAUGACAGUUAGUGUGAAAGAUGUGAAUGGCAUUGAUUUGAACCCGGUGCAAGACACACCUGUGGCUACCCGAAAGGAGGACACAUACAUUCACUUCAGCGUAGACAUCGAGAUCCAGAGACAUAUCGAGAGACUACCAAAAGGGGUAGCUAUUUUCUUUGAGUUCAAGCACUAUAAACCCAAGAAGGGGUUUACCAGCACAAAAUGUUUUGCCUUCAUGGAAAUGGAUGAGAUCAAACCUGGUCCCAUUGUGAUCGAGUUGUACAAGAAGCCCACUGACUUCAAGAGGAAGAAGCUCCAGCUCCUGACAAAGAAGCCACUCUAUCUCCACCUCCACCAGACGUUGCACAAAGAUUAAUAACCGAGGUCACUGAAUGGAGCACAUCAAGAAAGCAGAAGCACCACAGAAUUCCACUGUAGUCAUCAGACAUCCAACAAAGUUUGGUGUACCUACUGCGUAUCCGCCUCCACUCACAUCAGCAAUACUAAACCCAGCAGGCCCAAAGGCCACACCCUCAACUCUGUCAUAGGAUGGCCCUGGAUGACACAUAUUAACUACAGCGGUGACAACACCCUACUGUAUAAUGCUGCGUUCGUAACCAGGUGGGAGGUGGGAAUUUACCAGUUGUGAAGUCGUAAAUACCAGUUGGAUGCAUUCACGUGCUUUGAACUUGUUGAGAAAGGCUGAUUUGUCUAAUGGCCAACAAGCUUCCUAAGCCAUAAACUAAAAGCUAUCAUGCUGGUAAACAAAUGAGUGUUAAAAAACCAUAUUAAUAGAUUGCUUUUUAUAAAUAAGGUUUUGUUGUUGAAUUUAACUGCCGAAAAGGCUGUUAUCCAGGUCAUUUCCUUAAUAGGUGACGUCAGAGGUCAGCAUGUGGGAGAAGUGGGAGCUCAGGAUGAUAUAUACGAGUUUCUCACUAGUAAUUUCCAGUUGGAGGGCCGUUCAAAUGGAUUUUUCCCAGUCCUAUAUGGUAAAUUCCCACUUGGUUACGAACGCUGCAUUUGACCCCUCUGAUGCCAAUUAGCGAUAACUUUUUUCUCCUCUCUGCAUGACGUUCAAUGGAAAAUAAGAGUUGAGUUAGCAAUUGGCACUGUAUGUCAAGCAACCAGCAGAAAAACAACCAGCCUCGUCUUUAGUCUUCCUCUGUCUUUCCGUUUGGGGACAAAAGAGGAACAACAUGGUCAUAGGUGGUCAAGCGGUGUAUUGAUGAUGUCAUAUCCUGGUGCCAAUUUCAAAUGGGCACAAUGAGAUAUUUUGACACAACUGCCACAGAGUGAAAACAUAACUGCCCUGUUCAUUUACUUAAAAAUGCACCCUUAUCACUGAUCUGGCAUUAUUUAAUAGGUAAAAGCAAUAUAUUGGGAUAUUUGCUUUAAUCUAUCCUAUCACAGAUCUGUGAUUACUUCAAGGAUGGGCGGAAGUAAGGAUGCAUUUUAUUACCAUUAAAAAAGGAUUCUGAGAUGCUAUGAUGUCAUCCUGUUGUAAAGGGAUUUGAAAAAGGAUGCUGCAUGUAACUGAAGUUGAUUUCUACCUUUGUUUUGAAUGCUGUUCCCAUCAAUGCCACAAUGGCUAACCACUAUUAAAACAUUGUCUACAUUUUUAUUAAUAUUUUGAUAUUUUUUUUGUAAUGGCACUAACUGAAUAUACUUAUGGUGCUUUCAAGACAACUGGGAACUCUGAAAAGAACGAGGUAAAAUCAUGACGUCAGUGAUCUUCAAGUCGGAGCUCUAGAAAGAGUUUCCGACUUGGAAUUCCGAGUUGUAUGACCGUUCAAAAAGAUAUCCCAGUUGGGAGUUCCCAGUUGUCUUUCCAAGUUCCCAGUUGUUUUGAAUGUGGCAUUUAGAGACACUAAUCAGUGCAUAUUAUUGUGUGUGUGCUGUCUGACAAGGUUGACGAUUGUCAAUACAGUGUUGUGCUUUGGGUGACAGGUUGUGAGAAAAUGAACAUUUAUCAUUGGAUUGACAAUUUACACUGCUUUCAUUUCUAAUAAACAACAAAAUGCUGUUUGAA
Molecule: messenger RNA, 2806 nt
Organism: Coregonus clupeaformis (lake whitefish)
Lineage: Eukaryota; Metazoa; Chordata; Actinopteri; Salmoniformes; Salmonidae
Gene: aida
Product: axin interactor, dorsalization associated
Exons: 11
Coding region: 227-1153 (308 amino acids)
Biological process (GO): determination of ventral identity
Cellular component (GO): membrane
Molecular function (GO): phosphatidylinositol binding
Source: RefSeq, a predicted model, not a curated record